GUUGCUUUUUUCAAAAUUCCUCUUGAUAAACUGUGGCAACAGCGCUGCCAAAUUUGGCUUGCAUUAUGUUUAAUCUUUCUUCUUAAAUCAAAAGUUUACAACUUUUGAGGUCUGUCGUACAGAGGGUGGAGGAGGGGAUAAAUAGAAGAAUGGAAAAUGUAUUAAAAAUUAAUGAUUGAUGGUGGGAGAGACAAUUUUUUGAGGGCUGGGGGAGAACAAACCGUUGGCAGGGAUGAAAAAUUACAGCUUGAUAAAAAGGGUCCUAUAAGUCUCACAUUCAACACGCGUUGUGCAAUAUAUUAUUAACGCAUGCAUGAGCGCAUACCAUUAUGACAAUUAAAGUUUUUCGCAUUCAUGCGCUAUUUUAGAAUUAUCUUAGACCACUUAUAUCACUUUUUCAAGCGUUUUUGUUAUUCUUGUUACCAUAGUGAUUACUCGGAUGCGCUGACAUGUGUUGAAUAGCGGUCACUUUGUAACGGAAGUAAAAUUUGAGUGGAUUAUAUAUGUGUCAUGUGCGUACUUUAAAAAGAGUUUCUUUUUAUAAACUUUUACACAACCAGUAAACGAACGCUUGAUAACUCAUUGAAACUACUUCAACUCAUCGUUUCCUAGUUCUUGUGUUAAUGGAUGCUUAAAGAAAAAAAUUGACAAUUUUUGAAGAUUCACCGAGACAAGACAAAUCAUUUGUUUUCGUCAAUAUUUCACCCUUUUUCCACUGUAUCAUCAUCUCGGUUCACGGUAAUUAAAACAUUCGACACGAUUUGGCUCCUAGAACGCAUGCGUACACAAUAGAAGUUCAUAGGUUAUAUCAUAUUGCCGGACUACUGUCAUGGGUUGUGGUUCUUCUUCUCAGUCCACACGAGUAGUGUCAUUCGAAGAACCGGUCGCUACACCGGAGGCUUCUGUGAAACAACCCAAAUCUUCUUCCCAACAAAACUUAAAGCCACAGGAGCAGGCAAAAGAAGAAGAAACUGAAAAAUCGUACAAUACACCACCACCUCCAUAUGAACCUGUUGCAUUGCAAACAGAAUCGAAUGCUGACAACAGCAACUCAGACGAAUACAUUCCAGUUUCUUAUCUCUCCUCCACGGAUGGUGUUUCAUCAAAUAAAACAGAUAGCCUUUUAAAGAUGACAGAAAAAAUCGAAGCGAGGAAAAUUUCAGUUAAAAAUAUUGAUUACAAUCGAGAACUUUGUCAUAUAUCUUCAGACACAAAACCCGACACACCUCCCAAUAAGUUGACGAUUAUUCAUUUUAAUGACGUGUACAACAUUGAGUCACGUGAUCAAGAACCUGUCGGUGGAGCUGCAAGAUUUGUGACGAAAGUUCGAAGUUUUCCAGAUGAUCCAAUAAUUCUGUUUAGUGGUGAUUGUUUGAAUCCCUCUUUAAUGAGCAGUGUAACAAAAGGCAAACAAAUGCUACCUGUGAUGAAUGCGCUUAACAUUCACGCUGCGGUGUACGGGAAUCACGAUUUUGAUUUUGGUGUUGACGAAUUGAUCGAGUUUAAGAAGCGUACAAACUUUCCUUGGUUGAUGAGCAACGUGAAAGACAAAUUAACAAAAACAUUGUUAGCUGAUGGUGUGGAAAAGAUUGUCUGUGAUUGGUACGGAAGAAAGAUUGGGAUAAUAGGCGUGGUUGAGCAAGAAUGGUUAGUAACGUUAGCAAUAAUAGACCCUGAGGAUGUAGAGUACAUAGAUUUUGUCGAGUGCUCACGCGAUCUGGUUAAAGAACUCAGGGAGAAUCAGGGCUGCGAAUUCAUCAUAGCUUUAACACAUAUGCGAGUUCCUAACGAUUUGAAGUUAUUGGAAAGUGAUGUAGGAAUUGAUUUGAUCUUAGGCGGUCAUGAUCAUCAUUACGAAACACAAGAACGUAAUGGUAACUUCCUGGUAAAAAGUGGCACAGAUUUCCGUGAGUUGUCGGAAAUAACAAUUAACUUUUCCACUGAUGAUAACAGCAGACAAAUCACGACACAGCGUCAUGAAAUUACAAAAGAUAUUGAAGAAGACGAGCAAAUGAAACAGGAAUGUGAUAAAUAUUCCGUCAUUCUUGGUGAGAAAAUGGAGGAAGAUCUAGGAUAUAUGAAGGUAGAUUUAGAUGGUCGAUUUUCUACUGUGAGGACAAAAGAAUCAAAUUUAGGGAACUUCAUUUGUGACAUCAUGAGAGCGGCGACGCAAACCGAUAUUGCCAUAUUAAAUAGUGGCAGUUUAAGAUCUGAUACAAUUCAUAACGCCGGUCCCUUUAAAAUGAGAGACCUGGUUUCUAUUCUACCAAUGGUUGAUAGUUUAGUUGUCCUCAGCGUGACAGGAAAAACAAUACUUGAAGUUUUGGAAAAUUCAGUUUGUCAAUAUCCAAAAUUUGAAGGAAGAUUCCUACAAGUCUCCGGUCUUUCUUUUGUAUUCGAUCCAGAAAAACCACCAGGGGAAAGAGUGUUAAAAGACACAGUGAUGGUGUACGAUCGUAUUCCAAUUUCACUCGAACAGGAAUAUACAGUAGUAACCAAAGAAUAUUUGUCACGUGGUAAAGAUGGCUUUGAUAUGUUGACGUCAUGUAAAGUAUUGGUGGAUGCUGAAAAUGGACCUAUAUUAAUAGCCAUUAUUGAAAACCACUUCGAAUCGAUUCGCAUUUAUACAGGCCGUCGAAAAAGUAUUUCAGGCCACAGACAAAGCUUAACGGUUAAACGUGAUGAAGUUCAAGCUUUUAUGGAACAACAUCGAAGCAAGCUGGCACCGACAGUAGAAGGGAGAAUCCGACUGGUUGGUCAACCAGAAGUGCUUUCUCCAGUCUACUUGAAAAGAAAAUCAAAGCUGCGGUUACGAAGCAGUGAGUCGGUAGAUGGUGUUCCGGAAAAUACACAACAGCUAAGUACAGAACCGCUGCUUGAAGAAGUUGAAACUGAGAGCGAUUCUGAUAUUGAUUCGAUAAUGCAAAGUGAUGAAACCAGGGAAGCUAUUAACGAAGAGAAUCAAAUGAAUUUAUGGGAAGCCUGUAGAGUUGAUGAUAUCGAGAAGGUGCAAGAGAUUGUUGGAGAUAAAUCAUUUGAUUUCAAGUUCUGGAUUAUGGAGAAGUGUCUUCUCCAUCAUACAGCACAGCACAAUUCCGUCAAGUGUCUGGAAUAUCUGAUAAAAGAAACGAACUUAAAGGUUAAUGUUCGAGACCAAGUUUUAAAGGGAACGGCAUUGUUUUACGCCGCUGAACACGGAAGUAAGGAAGCAGCCAUGUUGUUGAUUGAUAACGGCGCAUGCGUAAACGCGAAAAACACUCUCUGGGAAACUCCGCUACACGUUGCUUGUGAAAAUGAACAGGGUGAAGUCAUUAUAGUGUUGUUGAACAGAGGAGCAGAUAGGACAGCGAAAAAUAAAGAGGGAGAAAAGCCAAAGAUAUAGAUAUAGCUAGCAAUUACUGCACGAUGCACUGAAACUUAAAGAUUCGUCACCAAUUCACAUUCUUGCAAUAAUACUCAAAACGAUUAUUGGUGGAGAUAAUGGAUUUACAAUACAUGCAACAAAAUUGACUACUGCAUACAUAUCAUACAAUCAGCUUUGAAUGUCCUUUACCGUACUUCGUAAAUUAUGCGAGGUGCGGACUUGUUUGAAUAGUAAAGAAAAGUGGAAUAAAAGCAAAUGUUUACAACAACAAAAAGUCCCUUGUUUAGUUCCAAACAUGAAUAAGUACGCAAAUUAGACAAAUUUAUGUCACGGCGGACAAGUAUGGCGCAACAUGAGUUUAGCUAAGACUUGACCCUCUGUGCUGGGUGUUUAUCAGAUAAGGGCGCAAUUUAUACCUUUUUCGCCAAAAUAUAUCGACGCAUUAUGACAAAUUUAUUUACUCACGUUUUCUAGACAUUUUUCUAGACUGCAAACAUUGUCAGUUCCUUAGUGCUAGUCUAAAUGAUACCUGGAAAAUUUGUAAAUUUAUUUACCCUAAACAGGGUAGCUGCUCCAUUUUUAAUAAUAUCAACGUUUUUACGGGUUUUUGUGCAACUUGUUUUUUAAAGUAUUCAUAAGGUUUUUAAGGUUUUUCUGUAAAGAAUAAUUAAUAUUUUAGGCUUUUAAGAAAGUCUAGUCUGAUUUCAAGGGUCUGAAGGACACCCUGCUAAAAAAGUUUGUGUCCACAAAAAAAGUUAAAACUUUUCGAUGCCGUUGGUAUAGCAUGCCAGAUAAUCAGAAAACCUUUCUUCUGCUGGUGCUUAAAAACAUAGGAGGAGGAGGAUUUCCUGACAUGGCGAAUGAAAAGUGUAGGAAAAUAAUCAGACUAAAAAUUCAUUCCAUAAAUAAAGAAUUUUGUAGACAGCAUUUACAUUAUACAACUGUGUCAUCCUAACAGCAGACACAACUUAAAUACACGAAAAUAUCUUCUUUGCACAGCUUAUACACAUACAGGCUCUGCGAAGGAGAUUAUUUACUGUAUUUACAAUCAAUAAAAAUUACAACGACCACCUUCCUUGUCUAAGCUUUACAGUGGUCGUAGUGGUAAGAAAGUUACAAACAACUUGCUUUAAAAAACCCAAAAUUAUCCUAGAGAAAAUUUAUCGAAAAAAACUUCAAAUAUCGACUAAAAUUUUGUACACAUAUUCAAUGAGAGGCUAGGUUAAUAUGACGCAACGAUUUGUGUUUUUAACAAACCAUUUCCCGUAUCACGACAUGUUUGUUAGGUUUUUCUUUUCUAUAAUCAUCAUUUAACUUGGGAAGACAAAAUUUACGUGUUGCUUGCCCAGUUAAGCUCCAAUUAAAAUUAGACUUCCCUUUUAAUCACAUUUGAUGUCGUAUAACACUUCGACACUUAAAAUGAGGAAAGUCUCAGAAACUGUUUUUAGUAGCCAAAAUUUGCAUCCUUUAUAAAACGAUUGUACUUUGCUCAACACUGUAAGUUACUAUGGUAACAGAACUUGUAAACAUUGUGAUAAAAAUAGAAUAUAUGUAUAUAUUAAA
Molecule: messenger RNA, 4927 nt
Organism: Hydractinia symbiolongicarpus
Lineage: Eukaryota; Metazoa; Cnidaria; Hydrozoa; Anthoathecata; Hydractiniidae
Product: snake venom 5'-nucleotidase-like
Exons: 23
Coding region: 830-3382 (850 amino acids)
Biological process (GO): nucleotide catabolic process
Molecular function (GO): hydrolase activity; protein binding
Source: RefSeq, a predicted model, not a curated record